Molecule: messenger RNA, 527 nt
Organism: Armigeres subalbatus
Lineage: Eukaryota; Metazoa; Arthropoda; Insecta; Diptera; Culicidae
Exons: 4
Coding region: 1-468 (155 amino acids)
Source: RefSeq, a predicted model, not a curated record
AUGGUUCUAUUGAUGGACGAGCAGCUUCCGCCGCUGAAAUGGAACCUAGGUCGAGUAACCGAAGUGUUCCGAGGCUCUGAUGACAACAUCUUCGUGGUAGACGUGCGGACUAGCAGCGGGGACAAUCUUACAUUUAAUCUGAGGAUUCUUGACUGUGACUCGUUCACUUUGAUCUGGAUUGUGGAAGAGGCAGGAGUAGUCCAUUUUAGUUCGCGUCGUGAGGUGAUUUCGAAGUUUCUAGCAAGGAUAGUGUCUUUCCCAUUAAACGUGCUAUCAGUAGAAAGUGUGCGAGUGUGGAGCGAAAUACAGAUUUGUGGCAAGUGUGCGAAAGCCCGUUACCUCACCAGUAUCAGCCAGCGACAACUCCUGACCCCACUCUGCAGCGUCAAAGUUUCCCGGCGGUCCACUUUGCCGGAAGGGGCCGCGACCGUCAAUUUCGCGCCCAGGCAGGGCGAAGGCAAAGAGUAAGCAAGUCAGCAGCAACAGCAACCGUUUUCCCGCUGUCGGUGACGACCGAGAGCGCAGCA